Molecule: messenger RNA, 1180 nt
Organism: Hippoglossus stenolepis (Pacific halibut)
Lineage: Eukaryota; Metazoa; Chordata; Actinopteri; Pleuronectiformes; Pleuronectidae
Gene: rps24
Product: ribosomal protein S24
Exons: 6
Coding region: 108-509 (133 amino acids)
Biological process (GO): translation
Cellular component (GO): ribosome
Molecular function (GO): structural constituent of ribosome
Source: RefSeq, a predicted model, not a curated record
UCAGGCAUCGCCAGUGCGUGCCCGGGCAAUUUUUUGAGCAGGCAUUAUUGCGGCUGCUUGCGGGUCCUUCCUCCUUUUCUACGUCCCUGAGCGAGGCCGACGUAAAGAUGAAUGACACAGUGACAGUCAGGACUCGCAAGUUCAUGACGAACCGGCUCCUUCAGAGGAAGCAAAUGGUCGUCGAUGUCCUGCAUCCCGGCAAGGCUACAGUCCCCAAGACUGAAAUCAGGGAGAAGCUCGCCAAGAUGUACAAGACCACUCCUGAUGUUGUGUUCGUCUUCGGCUUCAGGACUCAGUUUGGUGGCGGCAAGACAACAGGCUUUGCUAUGGUCUACGACUCCCUAGACUACGCGAAGAAGAAUGAGCCCAAACACAGACUGGCCAGGCACGGCCUCUAUGAGAAAAAGAAGACCUCCAGGAAACAGCGCAAGGAACGCAAGAACAGAAUGAAGAAAGUACGAGGCACCAAGAAGGCCAGUGUGGGUGCUGCUGGCAAGAAGAAGAAAUGAGGCGUCGUUGCGCAGGUAUAGAAGCAGCAUGGAGUGCCACUGUGUUGCACAUCCAAAGCUGAUAGACCUGAACUGUGCCAUGCAUGUCACACCCUAGUUCCCACUACAGUUUUCCUCUAGUGUUUUUCCCACGUUGUUUCAUAGGUUUUUCCUCUAUCCUUCUCCUUCAUCCCUCUGUCUCUGCUACAUCAUGGGCUUAUCCUUGAGGAUGUGUCCACUGUCUUACACAGACGAGUGCUUUUUAAAUCCUUCAGAUUCCUUGUUUUUAGAUGCAGAACCUGAGUGUAGCAUGUAGAUUAUAGUGUUAUUAGUUUGUGUUUGGUCCACCUGAACUAAAAUUCAUCAACAUGUGAAUUCUACCCUGAAACAUUUUCCUAUUAAAGCCAUAACAAUUAUUUGUUUAAUAAACAUGAAGUUUAUUACUAUGGUGUUGAGUUUAAUACUGUUUCUCCCUUUAAAAACGUUUUAACAUUUGUGGUCCCAUUUUACCUUUUUUAACCUGAUAAUACUCACAUGUUGAGUGUUUGAUGAUUCAAACUGAUUUGGUUCUUGUCCUAAUUCUGCUCUUCUCUCCUCACAGUGAGUCCGGACAGUCAUCGAGGGUCUACGUGCUCAACAUGCUCUUGUAUAUUGUCAUCAAAUAAAAGUUGGAAAAAAUUGGACAAAAAAAA